AUUGGCAUUAUUUGGCAAGGCAAUUCAACUUUAUUGAUAUAGCAAGUUUACAACAAUUUUUAAAUUGGACAAAAAAAACAAAUCAAACUAUGCAUAAGCUAAACAAGAUAGUGCAAAAGCAAUACGGUGAAAGGGUUUGGAUAAAAAGUAACAUUGCAAGAUAAAAAUAAUGAAAUAAUAAGAGUGGGACAAAUUGAAAAAAUAAUAAAAUUAAAUUAAAAAAAGUAUAUUAUAUUUGAUUCACCAUUGUCAAAAAAAUAAUAAAUAAAUAAUACAGAUAGGCACCAACAUCCCGGCCCCUAAUUGUGGGCUUUAGCAAAACAAUUAAAUAAAUAAUAAUAUUCAAAGAAGCCACAAAGGAACAAUACAAUAAAAACAAUGAUGUUCUUCAAAUUCAAAGUUAAUUAAGUUACUAGUUAAGUCUCAUCAAAGUCCAUCAUAAUUCAUCUAAAACAUUCAAUAAAUAAUCAACAUCAUCAUUGGCAUUAUUUGGCACGGCAAGGCAACUUUAUUUACAAGUUUUAAAUUGGACCCAAGUGUUAAAAACAGGUUAAAAAGCAUAGAGCAAAAAAAAAAAAAAAAACAACAAAAAAAAGAACAUAAACAAUACAUAAGCUAAACAAGCAAUACGGUUAAAGGGUUUGGAUAAAAAGUAAAAUUGCAUGAUAAAAAUAAUGACAAAUUGGGGGAAAAAAUUAAAAUAAAUUGUAUUAUUUGAUUUACCAUUGUCAAAAACUUAAUAAAUAAAUGCUAGCAUAUUCGCCAAUUCAUAUGUUUAAAUCUCAAAAUCAUGCAUGUAAGUAUUUUAACUGCUUGGUAACAUUGAAAUAUUUUAUGGCAAACUGUUCAAAAAAUUUUUUAAAUUAAAACAAAAACAUCCUGCAAAUGACUUCACACUCUGGAUGUUUGUAAACGUGUGUCACAAAAAGAGUGCGCACAAAAUUAAGACAUUUGUAAUUGAAAAUGCGUGAAGUUGUUUUCGCUCCCCUGCCUCCCUCCCCUCGGCUGGCGACAGUAGUAUCUCCGACAGCGCCUGAAGGCAACAUGCAUCUGUAUAAAAGGCGAGGGAGGGGUCCGUGAACGCAUCAUUCCAUCACUAGGUGGAAAAGCAGCACGAUGUCGAAGAUGUGGUUCUGGGGGGAAAGCAGCUGUGGAGUCUUCGGUCCCAAGGCGUCUUUGACCCCCGUGUCGUGGACAGUUCCUAAUGAUAUCAUCAAGGUUUUCUGCGGGGAUCAACAUGUUUUACUCCUGCGGGAGGAAGGGACACUUUUAUCGCAGGGAAGCAACUCCAGGCAGCAACUUGGACGGAGGGCUUCGAAUAAUGAAAAAGCAGGCCAAGUGGAGGGCCUCCAUUUUGUGGUGGGCGUGGCUUGUGGUCAAUACCACUCCCUGGCCUUGAGUUCAUAUGGAAAAGUCUUCUCCUGGGGGGCAGGAGAAGCUGGACAACUUGGGUUUCUACACUAUCACAAGUGUGAUUCUCCGCAAGCAAUACGGGUGCGGUUGCCGACAGAAGCGGUUCAGGUCGCUUGUGGAGACUUUCACUCUGUGGCACUGACCAAAGGAGGAGACGUCUUCUGCUGGGGCUCCAACAGUCAUGGGCAGCUGGGUGUGGGGAGGCAGGUGUCACUGCAGUAUGUGUCACUGCAGCAUGCGCCCCUCCUCGUGGGCCCGCUCACUGGCGUACCGGUUACCCAGAUCUCAGCCGGAGCGACCCACACGCUCUUCCUCACGUUGUCAGGCCUGGUGUACUGCUGUGGGGCCAACAAACACGGUCAGCUGGGCCUGAACCGGGUCGACCCGAAAGGGUUUAAAGCACAGGUGAAAAAGCAGUGUUUGAAAGAGUUUGUGGCCGCCUUUGUCGACCACGUCUUCAACAAGUCGGUGGAGGAUGUAUUCAAUGAGUUCAAGAGAGGCUUUCUCAAGGUGUGCGCUCCUAAGGUGCUGGACUUCUUCCUGCCGGAGGAACUGCAAGCGGUGAUGGUGGGAAAUGAAAAGUACGACUGGGACGUCUUUGAGCAGAACACCGUGUAUGUCGGAGAGUACCACGCCCAACACCGCAACAUCCUCACCUUCUGGCAGGUGUUCCACAAGCUCAGCCAGGAAGAAAAGAAGAAGUUCCUUUUGUUCCUCACAGGCAGCCACCGCGUGCCAGUGGAGGGCAUGGCCCGCAUCCGGAUGAAGGUGGGCAUCUUGCCCGACUCCACCGAACUCCAUUACCCAGAAGCCCUCAUCUGCCUUAACAUUCUCUUACUGCCGCUGUACCCGCGCUAUCCCAUGGGGAGGCAGAUGCACAACCGGCUGGUUUAUGCCAUCAAUCAAAGUCGUGGUUUCAGCAAGACGUACAAACACCAAGCUGAGUGACGCUUACUUGCUUCAAACUUUCACUCCUCGUGUCUUGCUUCCAUUCAUCCUUUAACCAGAGCCCUGCUGUGAUCUGAGUGGGGAGGCUUUUAGAAUUUUUACAAUUUUAAUAAUGCAAACAUGAUCGCAAGAUGGAUCACAUCAUGGAGAAGCUUGCUGAAAAGGAAAAAUUGAAUAUGAGGGCCAGCAUGGACGAAUAGAACAGACAAGUCAUUGUAUUGUCUGCUCGCGGAAAACAAACAUCCUAAUCUACGAUUUGACUCCCUCGAAUGGCCUUGACGCUGUGAACAACAGGAACAGGCUGUUCUGAAAACACCCCGGAGGACACCUCAAUGAUAGACGCUUUUGACCUCCCUCCAUACUUGCCAACCCUCUCGGAUUUUCCGGGAGACUCCCGAAAUUCAGCGCCUCUCCCGAAAACCUCCCGGGACAAAUUUUCUCCCGAAAAUCUCCCGAAAUUCAGGCACACAAUAUAAACAGCGUAUCUGCCCAAUAAUGUUAUAACUGUAGAAUGAUCGAGGGCGAGUUCUUGGUUUCUUAUGUGGGUUUAUUGUUAAGCAGUUUCAUUAACGUCCUCCCAGCGCGGCAACAACACACAACAGCAUUUCGUCUACCAUAAAGCAGUUCGUCUGCCGUAAACAGCAAUGUUGUGACACUCUUAAACAGGACAAUACUGCCAUCUAGUGCAUUUGAUGAAAGCACUUUUGUGCGUGCCACACAGCAAUGCAUCAUCAGAGAGGGCGUUCAGCAUGGUUAGAAAAAUAGUGACAAAUAGAACAAGGAUGGACAAUUCAACCCUUAACUCAACAAUGAGUAGAUGAGUGUUAUGUGUGUGUGUAAAUAAAUGAACACUGAAUUUCAAGUAUUUCUUUUAUUUAUAUAUAUAUAUAUAUAUGAAAUACUUGACUUAG
Messenger RNA from Nerophis lumbriciformis (worm pipefish), 3272 nucleotides. RefSeq lists its product as uncharacterized. NCBI's taxonomy places the organism in Eukaryota, Metazoa, Chordata, Actinopteri, Syngnathiformes, Syngnathidae. The record is from RefSeq and is a predicted model, not a curated record. Gene Ontology annotation, biological process: ubiquitin-dependent protein catabolic process; protein ubiquitination. Gene Ontology annotation, cellular component: cytoplasm. Gene Ontology annotation, molecular function: ubiquitin protein ligase activity.